Molecule: messenger RNA, 1674 nt
Organism: Microplitis mediator
Lineage: Eukaryota; Metazoa; Arthropoda; Insecta; Hymenoptera; Braconidae
Exons: 5
Coding region: 1-1674 (557 amino acids)
Biological process (GO): DNA replication
Molecular function (GO): nucleotide binding; DNA binding; DNA-directed DNA polymerase activity
Source: RefSeq, a predicted model, not a curated record
AUGAAACCACUCACCAAACAACAGCAAGAGACACAUGAUCAGGCAACUGUUUGUCAUAUUUGUGAAAAAAUAAUUACAACAAAUACCGACAAGUGUUAUGAUCACUGUCAUUUCACUGGUAAUUAUCGCGGUCCAGCACAUAUAUCUUGUAAUGUUAAUUAUCCCAAGUCACAUGUUAUUCCCAUAGUCUUUCACAAUUUAUCAGGCUAUGAUUCACAUUUUUUAAUUAAAAGUUUAGCCACAUUAAUUAAAGGUGAUGUAACUCUGCUACCAAUUAAUAAAGAAAAAUAUAUAUCAUUCACAAAAUCAAUAGAAAAUACUUCAGUAACAUUACGUUUCAUAGACUCAUUCAGAUUUAUGGCAUCCAGCCUUGAAAAAUUAGCUUCAAAUCUUGGUGAUGAUAAAAAGCUUAUAACGAAACAUCACUAUCCCGACCCGGAUGAAUUUAAAUUAGGCAUUGAUAAACUUAAUGACAAGCAAUUGCCUAAUCAAGUAUCAUUUUUUUCAAAAUUAACAAAUGAAAGUAUCUCUGAUGAGGAUUAUUUCUUUGCUCAGCUAGUCUGGAAUAAAUUCAACAUUAAAACACUAGGAGAGUACUCAGAUUUAUAUCUUAAAACUGAUGUACUUCUUCUAGCAGAUGUCUUUGAAAAUUUUAGACGUAGCUGCUUUGAAACUUACAGCUUAGAUCCAUUACACUACUAUACUGCUCCUGGUCUGUCUAAUGAUGCUAUGUUAAAAUAUACUGGUGUGGAACUUCAGCUUUUAACUGAUCCUGAAAUAGUUCUUUUUAUCGAGAAAGGUAUCAGAGGUGGGGUAUCUCAGUGUACAAACCGAUAUGCUGCUGCUAAUAAUCGGUACAUGGGUGAAGACUUUGAUCCAAGCAAAGCUGAAUCAUACUUGAUGUACUAUGAUGUAAAUAAUUUAUACGGCGCAGCUAUGAGUAUGUCACUGCCCGCAGGUUCAUUUGAGUGGGUAGAAAAUGUAGAUGAUGAUGUAAAUAAAUUUUUAAAUGAUAAUGAUGAAAGUGUAGGAUAUAUAUUAGAAGUAGACUUAGAGUAUCCUGAAGACUUACAUGAGCUUCACAAGGACUUGCCCUUGUGUCCUGAGCACUUUGUACCGCCAGGAUCCAAGCACUCGAAAUUAUCAACUACUCUAAAAUUAGCAAAGAAUGAAUUUGAAAAAAAUUUUUAUAAACUAAUGAACAACGCUGUAUUUGGUAAGACCAUGGAAAAUGUAAGAAAGCAUAAAGAUGUACAGUUAAAAACCGAAUGGGAGGGUAGAUAUGGAGUCAAAGAAUUGAUAUGUAAGCCAAAUUUCCAUAGUCUUACCAUGUUUGAUAAAGAUAUGAACUUUAAAAACGACGAGUCGAAAUUAAUGUACACAGACACAGACAGUCUCAUCUAUCAUUUUACUGUACCGGAUAUCUACAAAAUCAUCAAGCGUGAUAUCUCAAAGUUCGACACCUCUGACUACCCUGAAGAUAAUGUAUAUAAUAUGCCAUUAGCUAAUAAAAAAGUCCUGGGUCUAAUGAAGGAUGAAAAUAAUGGUGAAAUCAUGACUGAAUUCACUGGACUCAGGGCUAAAUUAUAUGCAUUUAAAACAUAUAAAAACAAAAAAGCUAAAAAACGUGCAAAGGGAGUCAAGGGUCCUACUUUGAGGACAAUCACAAUAUAA